Hibiscus syriacus is the source of this 612-nucleotide messenger RNA. RefSeq names its product copper transport protein ATX1-like. NCBI's taxonomy places the organism in Eukaryota, Viridiplantae, Streptophyta, Magnoliopsida, Malvales, Malvaceae. The record is from RefSeq and is a predicted model, not a curated record. The transcript is spliced from 3 exons. Gene Ontology annotation, molecular function: metal ion binding. Bases 117 to 485 code for a protein of 122 amino acids.
UACCACCCACAAAUCUUUUAUAAAUUUCGAUUCUUUCGACCUUGCAGCUUCAUACCAACGCUAAACAAUAUCUUCUUCUUCCUCUUCCACAGUUUAUAUUUCCAAGUCUAAAAGCCAUGUCUCAGACUGUUGUUCUCAAGGUUGGUAUGUCAUGCCAGGGAUGUGUUGGAGCCGUGAAGAGAGUUCUGGGAAAAAUGGAAGGUGUAGAAUCAUAUGAUAUAGAUCUGGAGCAACAGAAAGUCACUGUGAAGGGCAACGUUCAGCCCGAUGCUGUUCUGCAGACUGUGUCGAAGACCGGAAAGAAGACUGCCUUCUGGGAAGCAGAAACUCCUCCAGCAGAAGCCGAAGCCGAAGCAAAGCCUGCAGAAGCUCAAGCUGAAGGAGAGGCAAAGCCUACAGAAACUCCAGCAGAGGCCGAAGCAAAGCCCACGGAAGCUGAAGCAGAAGGAGAGACAAAGCCCACAGAGGCUGUUGCCGCCGCGUAAUCGGUUUCCGCUUUGCUUCAUGAAUUGGUGUGGCUUUGUUAAAACUUACUGCAUUUUUAUAUGGAUCGUAGAAUAUGUAUACUUACUUCCCUUUAACACGGGAAGCUAGAAUAAGUUGUUGGGUGCU